CUGGGGGUGGGGGGGAGAAAAAGAGCCUCUCUUUCUGUGUCAGAGGCUCUUCCUGCCGCUGGGGUCUGUGGGAUUUGUAUUUCUUUGGCUGUGACUUCAGUCACGGUUCUCGCGUCCGCCAUCUACUGGGUGCAUGUACGCCGUAAGAGAGAGGUUUCAUAGUUAAGAGCUAUGCGUGGAGGUUUGGGAUCCGGCUGUGAGCGGCAUAUUUCGUGCUCUCGCGACCGCCCGCCACUUUCUGUUGCGAUGGUUGCUCCAUCUCCGUUCGCUUGCAAGCACUGCGCAGUUUCCGCGGACUUGGCCCCCAGCAAGCCGCCAAGAUCUUUCUGUUGUGCCUCAAGUUCUGUGCUCCGCUGCGAGUCCGUCCUUUUGAGCGGGCAAAGAGUGGUGCACCCGUAGUUUCUUAGGGUCGGUUGCAGUUUCUCAAGGAACUUUAAGGCUAGGGGGGGCAGGAGCCAAUCAAGGAGGCAGUGAUGCUGUAGUCUGGUCCCUGCGCUGGACUCAAUGACCAGCUAGAGAGCAGCCGGAAAUGGGGACAGAAGCGAACAGGCCUCGCCUCAGCGCCUGGUCCGGCGAGGGCUGACGCUGCCCCAUGCAGCCUUCCCGCCUUGUUAUGUUUUGGAGUGCGGGAGCAACUGAUCGUGAUCAAGCCCAGCUGAAAGCAGAUCUGAUUGAAGAAGACACAGAGGAGUGGCAGAGCAACCCCUCUUUUGCUGGACUGGAAAGAGUUGGAGGAGUGGACCUGUCUUAUGUCAAAGGAGACGACACCAGUGCCUGUGCAUCACUCGUGGUGCUCAGCUACCCGGACCUCAAGGUGCUGUAUGAAGACAGCCGCAUGGUGGAUGUGCAUGCCCCCUAUGUGGCGGGUUUCCUAGCCUUCCGAGAAGUUUCUUUUCUUGUGGAAGCAGUGCAACGACUAGAGGAAAAAGAGCCUGCCCUCAGGCCUCAGGUGCUUCUUGUAGAUGGAAAUGGCAUACUUCAUCACAGAGGUUUUGGCAUCGCUUGCCAUCUUGGCAUACUCACAGGUCUGCCCUGUAUUGGUGUAGCCAAAAAACUUCUGCAGGUUGAGGGUCUGACCAAUGAUGACGUUCACAAGGAACAAAUCCGUGCCCUUCAGAAAGGAGGAAAUACCUUUGCUCUGUCAAGCAGUUCAGGGAGAAUCUUGGGUAUGGCCUUGCGCAGCUGUGCCAAGAGCACCAAACCUGUAUAUGUCUCUGUGGGCCACAAAAUGAGUCUUUCAUCCGCUGUGCGACUGGUCCAUUCCUGCAGCAAGUUCCGGAUUCCUGAGCCCAUCCGGCAGGCGGACAUACGAUCCAGAGGAUACAUCCGGAAGCGCUCGGAGGCGGCCUCUGCCACCUCACCUCAGCCAGAGAGUUCUAGAGGCUUCCUUGCUGGCCAUUCCACUCUCCUCAAGAAGAGCAAAGACACAGACUCCAAGCAUUCAUGUGGCAUUAAGGACGGCUCACUCACUUCUAUGGAUUCCCCUGUGCAGAAGUCCCACAGAGGGCCACGGGGGAGCUCCAGUGGCCAGAGAAUUGGGCGCUGACCAUUUGUGGCAGGAAAUUGGUGUUUACUUUGAGUGUAGGGCACGGCUGAAAGGUGAAACCAGAGGUCGUAUGAAUUACGCCAAAACCAAAAAUGGGCGCCACAACUUCAAUGCCAGUGGCAGCUACAGGGAAACCAGAGAGGCUGCGAGGUGGGGGCAGGGGGAGCAAGCGGAGCAAGCGGAGCGCUGGGCCUUCCUCCGGUGAGUCUGUCGCCUCGUUGAAGCUGCUGCCUGCCUUUUGGCAUCCCGGGCGGUUCCACUUGCACUGCAAAUAGCCGCUUGGGGAAGCAUUUUUUCUCAGAACAUGGGAAGAGGAGAGAGACUGCUAGCACCCCUCCCGCCCUGCUGUGGCGAGGUGGCUCCAGGUUCCUCCUGGCUGCUAUUUACACAUCAAAAUUCACCUCUAGUUUGGCCUUCAGCUGGGAGCAGCAUCCAAUCCCAACGCCCUGGGAUGUGUAUAGUGCAAGUGUUUGACCCGUGUUUGUGUAUGGACACCUUCUACCAGGGAGGGAAACGUGUGUCCCCCCCAACAGGAUGUCGGACUGCAGCUCCCAUCAGCCCUAGUCAACAUCACCCAAGGUGAGGGACGGUGGCAGUCCGGAGGACCUCCACCCCACAGACACACACCUAUGGGGAGAACAUCUCGAACGUGAUUCGAACAAUGCCUAGGUGGCUUCUGCUAACACCAUCCAGGUUUUUCUGUGCUUGUGCAAACGUGGGCAGGCCAAGGAAAAGGCAGGAAGAGACAGAGGUGAAGCAGCCCCGAAUCCUGCUGAAAAACUGGACCCAAAGGAGUCAUCCUGGCGGGGAACCCAUGGUUCGGGGAGAGGAACUGCCCCUGAGUUGUGGUUUUGUUGGGGGUGGCUUCCACACAGGGCCACCUGCAGAGCAAGAACUCAUCUCUUCUGCUUCUAACAGCCUGAUGAAAUGUUAGAGAUAAUUGAUUUAUAAAUGCAAUGCCAAAAAUAAACCUGCACUGGUAAUUCUUU
This is a messenger RNA of Varanus komodoensis (Komodo dragon), 2535 nucleotides long. It is a transcript of the gene ENDOV, whose product is annotated as endonuclease V. Lineage: Eukaryota; Metazoa; Chordata; Lepidosauria; Squamata; Varanidae. Gene Ontology annotation, cellular component: nucleolus; cytoplasm. Gene Ontology annotation, molecular function: single-stranded RNA binding; RNA endonuclease activity producing 5'-phosphomonoesters, hydrolytic mechanism. Gene Ontology annotation, biological process: DNA repair. The record is from RefSeq and is a predicted model, not a curated record. Bases 593 to 1546 code for a protein of 317 amino acids. The transcript is spliced from 9 exons.